AGGAGUGUUUUAUUGUUAAAAGCUUUUUUUAUGAAAAUGCAAAAGUUUAACUGAAUUAACAGAAAUAGCCAAAAUAUCGCAAAAAAAAACAGAAGUUAUCGCUAUUCACUUAUGACAAAAUUUUUCGUUGCCGUCGUAAUACAUUUGUGCAUGUUUACCACGUCGGCGCUUAGGAUACCGAAAAGUAUGGUCCAUAAAAAAUGCCGAGACGGUUUGUACCCUUUCAGUCGCGUGAAACGUUUCUCCAUUCCGGACUCUCUAGUUCCGUGGGCCGCGGUGUUCGAAAACUACAAUCCUCCGGAAUACGAGUCGUCCGUGCUGUCGAACAAGGACUGGGCCGAUCCUCCCUUAAGUGACCCGAGUUUCAAACCGAAAUGGAACGAGUUGGACGGCAAGGUAAAUCGGAAAAGUUACGAGGGCGAGUAUUCAAUUUCGGACGGGCGACCGAUGAACCCCGCAGGCAGGACCGGCGUCAAGGGUAGGGGUGUGUUGGGAAAAUGGGGCCCCAAUCACGCCGCGGACCCGAUCGUGACCCGUUGGAAGCGGGUCGACGGCGCGCGAGUGCUCGACACGAAAUCGAACAAGCCCGUCUUGCAAUUUUGCGCUAUUCAGAGGCACGACUGCGACGAGUGGGCGCUGCCGGGCGGUAUGGUGGACCCGGGCGAGAGUGUGAGCGCCACUUUGAAGCGGGAGUUUAUCGAAGAGGCGUUCAACGGCUUGGCGAAAGAACCGAGCGAGCCGGAACUGAGGAUGAUCGAUGAUUUCUUCGAAAACGGCAUGGAAAUCUACAGGGGCUAUGUGGACGAUCCGCGGAAUACUGAUAACGCGUGGAUCGAAACGUGCGCCGUGAACUUUCACGACGACGACGGACGUCGCGUCGGAAAAUUCAGCCUCGAGGCGGGCGACGACGCCAAAUCGGUCCGCUGGACCGACCUCGACGCCGGUCUGAGUCUGUACGCGAACCACGCUGAGUUCCUAAAGCGCGUGGCGGAGAUCCGAGGCGCGUGCUGGUGAACAGAAACCGAUAAUAAAACGCGACGAAAAAAACGAAUGAGUUUAUUUUUGUUUUAUUGCGGGGUCAAAUGUACAAUCUGGAAUAAAUAUCUGCGACGUGGAAGGGUCGAU
Messenger RNA from Cylas formicarius (sweet potato weevil), 1125 nucleotides. RefSeq names its product ADP-ribose pyrophosphatase, mitochondrial. Bases 112 to 1014 code for a protein of 300 amino acids. Gene Ontology annotation, molecular function: ADP-ribose diphosphatase activity. Lineage: Eukaryota; Metazoa; Arthropoda; Insecta; Coleoptera; Brentidae. The transcript is spliced from 4 exons. The record is from RefSeq and is a predicted model, not a curated record.